UCAUGGAAUGAACAGAUGAUAAGAAAUUCAAAUCUUUCGCAUGCCUACAAUAACUGUACAACGCCACCACCAUUCCAAUUGAUAAUUUUUUACGUAAACAUCAACAAUCUUUUUUAAUAAUAGCUUCCAUGUUGAAGAUGGUGAAGAUCCUUCAAAACAAAGGUCACCAAUUACAUCUUCAUACACUACUUCAUCACUGUUGUGCGGAUCUAUCUUGGCCAGCUCGGUCACAACGGUCACAACAUUGUCAUGCUCAUCAAGGGCUGCCCGACGUAGAAUGGUUUGACCAUAUUGAAUAGGUGAUUUUGAGUAAUUGGACCUUGUGAUGGUGAAAAGGGGUCCACCUUGACCGUUAUUUGACACCUUACAUGUAAAAAGUGAGCCGGUAAUCUUCUCAUGCCAACAAGACUUAUAUGGGAAGAUAUACAGGCGCAAUCACGAUAGAGAUCUGACUACUUGCAAUGGCAAUUGAAGGCUUCUCUUGACCAGCAGUCAAUGGGGAAAAAAUGUAAUGAAGAAAGUAAUGAUAUCAUAUCAGGUUGAUGGCACACAAGAUCAAUGUAAUUGAUGGCACACAAGAUCAAUGUUCAACUUCCCAUACAGUUAGAAGACUUUUAUGUUCUUUCAUUUGGGAAAAUCAUUACAAGCCCAUUAUACUACGGUGCCAAUUAUAUUUGGCCAAUUGGGUAUAAAUCCUGUUGGCAUGAAAAGCUUACCGGCUCGCUUUUUACAUGUGAGGUGUCGAAUAACGGUCAAGGUGGACCACUUUUCACCAUUACAAGGUCUAGUUGCUCAGAAUCAACUAUUCAAUAUGGUCAAACUAUUAUGUGUCGAGCAGACCUUGAUGAGCAUGAUAAUGUUGUGACCGAGUUGACCGAGAUGACCAAGAUAGAUCCGGGCAGCGGUGAUGAAGUAGGGUAUGAAGAUGUAAUUGGUGACCUAUAUGUUGAAUGGUCUUCAACAUCAUCAACAUGGAAGCUACUAUUAGAAAACAUCGUUGAUGUUCACAAAGAAUUUAUCAACCAGACCGGCGCCGUGCAGUGUUACUGUAGGCAUGCAGAAGAUUUGAUAACUUUUUAUCAUCUGUUCAUUUUACGCACGAGGCUACCUUCUCAUGCAAUAGCAACCUUCUUCAGGUAUGUGAGUUCUUAUGUCGUUUUAAAGAAUUGUUUAUCAUAUGAAGAAUUUGAAAACAAUCUUCUUGCCCCCAGGCCUGUUACAUAUUGA
Molecule: messenger RNA, 1227 nt
Organism: Lactuca saligna
Lineage: Eukaryota; Viridiplantae; Streptophyta; Magnoliopsida; Asterales; Asteraceae
Source: the annotation of a GenBank genome assembly